Messenger RNA from Humulus lupulus (European hop), 989 nucleotides. RefSeq lists its product as uncharacterized. The record is from RefSeq and is a predicted model, not a curated record. The transcript is spliced from 7 exons. Bases 348 to 989 code for a protein of 213 amino acids. NCBI's taxonomy places the organism in Eukaryota, Viridiplantae, Streptophyta, Magnoliopsida, Rosales, Cannabaceae.
GUGAUAUCGCAUUGAUUGUUAGAGAUCUCGCUAGUUUCUAUUAAUACUUUGUAUUUUCUUGAUUUAUCUCUUAGUGAUGAUGACGACUCUGAGAAUGAGUCGGCACUUGAAAUUCAGCCAUACUUGAUGGAAGAAAAAUUGUCGAAGCACUUGAUAAUCACUUGACUGCUAUCCAAAGGGACCAUGAACUCAGGUCCCAGAUAGAAGAAAGGAAAAUAAGAAGUGAUGCGGCUUAUGAAGGGGCCAAAAGAAAAGAGAAAGUUCUCCUGGAAGAAAAACUCCGCCAAGAAAAAGCCAAAGCAGAAGCUGAGGCAAAACUCAGAGCUGAAGAAGCAAAUAGGGCUGCAAUGGAAGCUCAGAGAAGAGAAGCAAAAGAGGCUGCUGAAAGGGAGGCCAAUGAAGCGUCAAGCCAGGCUGCUGUUCAGAAGGAAGCUUUAGGAUUGCAAACUAAAGCCAAAACCAAGGAAUCUGAAUUUGAAAAACCAAUAAAUUCAGCAUCAGCAGGUGACAUUACUAAAGCUGCAGAAGCUGCACUAAAGUUGGAGCGUGAAAGAUUAAAAAAGUUGGAAGACUUGGAUGAAGGAAACAAGGCAUUAGGAUUGAAUGUAAAUAAGGAGGUUUCUACUGGUGUGAAAAAGUUAUUGAGGGAAUCGUCUGGCCAGUACAUCGACUUCAGUAUUCUUUCCUCUUUAAAUUCUCAGGUAAAUCAUGUAACUUACUAUUUGUUUAGUAGGAUAUAUAUAUAUUUAAUAAGAGCUAAUAAUUUCAUUAAUGCAACAUGGAUGACUAUAGCUGCCACUUUAAUAAGUUCUAAUUUUCCAGUUUUAUCAGAUACUAUAUUGUGUGUAGAUGUGACUGGAGCUUACAGUGCUCUAAAGACGGAGCUUAACAUAAGCUUGACAGCAAUAGGCCUUUUGUGGACUACAACUGGCUUUAUUGCAAAGAGGAUUACACAUGGACCUGUGGAAGAAAGGGAAACAGGUAUAUGA